ACGAGUGUCGCACACUGCGCUACGCUGUUAAAACGGCAAAUAUGGCUCGACUAUGUUAAUACACCCGAGUAUAGCAGUUAGUGGUAGCGCGUAGCGCACCCUUUAACUGACAAGCUGUCACGUUUAUAACUUGACGUUCGGAGGGAGAAUAUGGAUGGAAAAAAUAAUGGAGUUAUAUCAGAGGUUUUGAUUUAAGGACAAUGAGAAGAAAGCAAAAUAAACCGGAAAAAUCUGUAGGGGGAAAUUAGAAAUGGACUUGAGAAUAAAGUUUGAUGGAAAAACUUUAAAAGAAUGGAGAGAAUUUAAAGAACCUACUGCAGUGAGUGAAGAGCAAAAUGGGCUGAAAACGGAGGAAACUUCAUCUAAAAGACAGCAUAUGGGCACAAGUAGGGAAAAAGAAACUGCAAAUGGUGGCCACAAAGUAAGGGAGAAAACUCCACCAAAGGGAGGCAACUUUGAAUGCAAGCUUAAACUAGGGGAGCUAAUCAAAGCAAAGAGUAAACAUUUAAAAAUGAGCCCUGUGCAAAUGGUUGAGGAACAGGAAGAGGAGGGAAGUAUUGGUGAAAGUGAAGAUAGUGAAGAUAUAGGAAGACUUGUUGUGAAUGAGAGUGAGAAAGAUCAUGAAACGGAUGAAGUUCAAAGCGAGGGUGGGGAAAAUAAAGUUUGUGACAUUCCAACACCACAAUAUGUGCUCAACGACAUUCCAAUCAAGACCAGUGAAGAUGAUGGAAAUGAGUCACCAGCUCCAAACCCACAAUUUCUCAUCAACCAAACUCUACCCUUAGUUUCGGAACUGAAUGAAGAUCCGAUUUCCAAUGAUUCUUCAGUGUUUGAGAAAAGUUCUGAGUCACCUUUAGCGAUUGACCUGUCCAAAUCCCCCGAGGUUCCUCCGAUCCUGCAGGUGAAACCCCCGUACAAGGGUACCAUGGUUCCAUGCGGACAGUUGAAGGAAUAUCUUGAUUCCUUACCAACGUUCAAUCGCAAAUGCAUGCUUCGAAAGGGGAGAGAAGUCCACAAAAUCUAUGUUGACAUGACUAAAGGGGAAACGUUUCUUGAUGACCAAUUUGCUUACACAGAAUUUGGCCGCAUGGUUUUGACGAAUGGAAGUAUUCGUGCUGGGCGAGCAAAGAAUGCCAAGCAGAUAGUCGUUGCUAGGGAAACGCUGUAUUGCAGUGGAACCACAGCAUGUAAGCGGGCGUGUGGAGGCUACGGAUUGUGCUUACCAGGCUGCGACAAAACGAAAAUGCGAGGCCACCGUUGUUCAUACAGAAUCAAGCUCACCCAGAGGCUUGGCUUCGUCAAUUUCUGGUUUGUUGAGGAGCUUGGAAGUCAUGAUCAACUUAACGGAAAAGACUGCGAUUUCAAAGUUAACUCCCAGCAUGCCUCAAUGGUGUCUGAUUCCAAACUUACAGACUUUACAAGCUCUUUCAAAGUAAAGCUUCCAACCAUUCCAAAAUCCCCCCGAAAGCUUGCUCCGAAGCCUUUCAAGAAACUCACCGCUGAGAAAGGACAAGGAAAUGGAAAAAUGGACCCAGCUCGGCCUGAUUCGAAUACCGACGCUACAACUUACAAUUAUGUGCUGGGUUCAAUUCCCAACAGUGAAUCAGCUGAAGAACUUACGUCAGCUGUAUCUAGUCAACAGUCAUCUAAUUUUUCUAAUGAUGCUUCACUUGCCAUUUCUAUGAACAUCACACCUAGUCAGUUCCCAUGUGCCACAGAUAUGAACACUAACAAUGCCAUGUUGUCUGCAAGUUUACAAGCUGCGGGCCAAACCUUGCCAUCUAUGUUACAACCAGUGCCAUCUCUGACCCCAGCAAUGAGCUCAAUGCUGCAAGCAAAUCUCAUAAACUACAUGACCUCCAUGACAAACUUAGGCAUUCCUGUGUCUAACGCUUCCAACUUACCAAAUGGUGCUAUAAACCCUUUUCUAGUCAAUAUUAAACAAGAACCGUCCAGUCAUGACUUACAGAGCCAGAAUGUACUCGCGUUUUCUCAAGCAUUCCCCUUGAUAGCUCCGCCUCUCCAGUUUUCACCCCAGGGACCAAACCCAGGUCACUCUAGCCUAAGAAGCCCCUCCCCCUCACAGAGCAGCAGCCAAGGUCACAAGGAGAGGUCACCACUCGCAAGAGACCAAAAUGCCAAUAUUCAAAAAUCACUAGAUAUAGAGGCAAAAAUCAAAAGAGAAGCCUCAGGUCGUGUACAGGCAAAUCAUGAAACACUUGGACAGGUUCAAAACAGAAUUAUGGAGAGAGCUAAAAGUCGUAAAAGCGCUCACACAAUGCGUGUCCCACAGAGGAAUGAGACAAAUGUAAUUGACUUAUCGAAAAGUGUGAAUGAUAUAAAGCAGGAAAACUUUUCUGUCACAAAAGAGGGUUUAUGUGGAAAGCGUUCCAUUGAUGAUCUCAUAGACCGAAAAGUUAUGUCAUCUCAGACAUUCAAACGUCUUCAGACACUAAACCAUGUGAUCCAGAGCGAUGUCUUCCAAAAAGCAAAAAAUAGGCUUGAGAAAAAUAAUGUGGCAAAUCUUAAAAGUGGUUCUGAAGAAAUUGCUCUUAAUUUAACAACACGCAAUUCACAAUUUUCUAAAUUCGAUUCUGACCAACAGACGGAUACCCAACAAAGUUAUUUCAAGCUGGCCGAGGCUUGGAAGGAAGGGAGGCAACUUGAUCUUCCUCAUGAAUUGACCAACGGGCAAGAACCAGACUUGCAGGAACCAAUGGAGUUGUCUCCUCUUUCUGCUCAAUAUGGCUCAACCAAUGGAAAUAAAGAAAACGAGAGACUCGACAUGGUAAAUGGUCUGUGUAACAGCGCCAUCACUGGUAUAACUGAUGCAACAAGUUCUCUAACAAAUAAUGAAAAGGAGCUGAUGUCGAGAAUCCGUCAGCUUGAGACUCAUGUGAAGGUGCUUCAGAGAGCCGUCAAAGAAGAGAACUCUGUAGCUCCACCUAUGCCCCGCAUGGCUAUGAAGAGGAAAAAGAAGUUUCGUCCCAUUGACUUCAACAAGUACACCAUGCGUCAUGUAGCACUGAAGAUCAUGUACCUCGGCCACGACUACACAGGAUAUGCUGGCACAGAGGAAGCAGAGCACACCAUUGAACGUGAACUGUUUGAGGCCCUUAUAAAGUGCAAGCUUAUUGAGUCCAAAGAGUCAGCAUGUUAUAGUCGGUGUGGUCGAACAGAUAAGGGUGUUAGUGCAUUUGGACAGGUCGUCUCUCUUGAUGUACGCAGCAACUUGCUGUCGGGGGUUGGGGUGAAAGUGAGAGAAGGGAUGACAGCGCAUGAAAGACCUGGCGACAAGACCACGGAGAUACGUUACUGCCACGUGCUGAACAGGAACCUACCACGGGACAUCAGGGUGCUCGCCUGGGCGCCAAUAGACCCAGACUUUAGUGCGAGGUUCAGCUGCAGGAGAAGAACGUACAAGUAUUUCUUCCCCAAAGGAGACCUUAAUAUACUGCUCAUGGAAGAAGCCGGCAAAAAAUUGAUUGGCGAAUAUGACUUCCGCAACUUCUGCAAGUUCAAUGUUAAAGAUGGCAUUACAAACUAUGUUCGAAAAAUCAUGGAGGUUGAAGUCAAGACUCUAGAUGAGACCGAUGACGGAUUCACAAUGUGCGAACUCACGAUCGUCGGGAGGGCGUUCCUGUGGCAUCAGAUUCGCAGCAUCUUUUCUGUGCUGUUCCUUGUUGGCAAAGGGAAAGAAUCGGUUGAAGUGGUUGAUGAACUUCUGAACAUUGAGAAAAAUCCGCGUAAGCCGCAAUAUAACAUGUCAUCUGACGCGCCUUUGUGCUUGUAUGACGCUGACUUUGGAGGAGAAUUUGAGUGGAUUUACGAAGCUGAAUGCCAUGAAGACAACCUCACCUCCCUCCAGCAGCUUUGGGCUGAGCAUUCCAUCAAAGCAACAAUGGUAAAGAGCAUGCUGAAUGACCUCGAGAAAGCUAAAGUGGAAACAGACUGUGACAUUGCACCCUGGUGUGAUCUGAGUCCCCCUCUACUGAUGCAGUCUGAAUGGCUCGUAGAAGACAGGAAUCCUAAGGUGCUGAUGGAGAGACAGGGAGGCUUGACCCUUGACGAGAUGAUAGCAUCACACGAGUCGAGAAAACAGCGAUGGAGAGAAAAUGCUGAAAUUGAAGCGCAGGACGAUAGCAGUGAAGAGGAGAUGACGUCACGGAAACGUCAACGUCUUGAAAUUGAUAAGCCUAGCCACAUAGAUGAUAAGCCAUUUGGAACAUUAGAUAAACCCAAGUCCGGAGAGAAUAAGGAUCCUCACAUAAUUUAUGGAGAAAACAAUAAAGGAGAUGAUGACACUGUAAGGGACAUUGAUGGAGAAACUACUAAUAUGAAGGCUGAUAAAGAUAUUUGCAAUUCUAAAACCUCUCUUAAGGAUAAUGGGGAGGAAAACUUGGAGACAUCAGAGAAUGGUAUGAAAGGAGAAGAGAAAGUGGGAAGAAGUACACAAGAAGAGAUUGGGGAAAGCUCAGUUAUAAGUCAAACUGGGGAAUGAGUCAUUUCCUUUGAUAAUUAUCAUGAGAAAUUCUCAGUCCAAUGAUUAAUUUGAAAAAUAAGACGUUAAUCAGGAUUUUGUUGUAGAAUGCAUUGAAAUUUAUUUGCAAGGAUUAUUACUAUUGAGAAUUUUGAAACAUGGAUAUAAUGGAAUCAUGUUUAAAUACAAACUGAUUGAGAAAAGUUAUUUCAUUUUUCAAUUUACUGUACAUCAGGUAACGAUACUGACCAAUUUGACAGAGAAUAUCUCACAACAAACAGAGGUUAAUAAUGACACAUAUUACUCGAUGACUUAUACUGCAAUAAGACAUGGACUCAAGUUGCUCAAGGUAAAGGAAAGGCAAAGUGUUAGAGAAGAACCUGGAUGAAGACUUUUACCAGUUGUAUGGUAGAAGGGUGAUAUUUGGUGAUCAUUACUCCAAUGUCAAGGCAAGUUGUUGGAAUUAGAGAGGAGAGCGUAGUAGAGAGGAGAGCGUAGUGGAGAAGGUCAAGGUUAAUGGUGUUUAUGACACUGAGGUCAAUGUAUAGAGAAAGGGACAUUGAAAAGGUCAUGGCCUUAGAUGAAAAACAAGGUCAAUGUUGUUCAUCACUCUAAGGUCAAGGUCUGUUAUUCAAGUCAGAGUGGAGAGAAGGUCAUGACUUCAGAGAAAAAAAAACAAGAUCAAGGGUUUUCUUUACGCUUAAGGUCAAGGCCAGAAUUUCAUGUUAGAGAGGAGAUAAUAGUUGAAAAGGUCAAGGCUGUGGAAAAAAGAAACCAAACAAGGUUUUUAUCAGUGGAGUUGUAUAUAAUGGGUGAUAUAAGUUUGAGGUUCAUUACCCUAUGUGUGUACGGUCAAGGCCAGUAGUUUGCUUUUAACCAUUUGAGCCACUGCAGUUGGACCAAAAUCAAAUGAAUUGAACUGAUAUUUAUCAUUAAUCUGUCACAUAGAAUUGAGUUAAGCAUGUUUACCUUGUUUUCUUGUACUCUAGAUAUAUGGAGUUAUUGAGCAUAUGUCAGGCUUUUUUGUGCUUGUGGUAAUUUUGACCACUAUUUUGGUUAAGUGCUUUCUGUGUGUAUUGGUUGCUAUUGAUUGCCUUAUUUUAGAGAAGCACUUUUUUCAGAUUUGUUAGUUCUGGUAAAUUUUACAAGGCCAUUAUUUAAUUUAUUCGAAAAGCACUGAUAAAUUGUUUUAUAUUUGUGGUCUGCUGUUGCAUGAAAACUAAACCCUCCCAAAAUGCAACAUCAUUGAGGGUUGCUUGCAGAAAAAGAAAUAAAUCCGUUUGGUCUGCUGGAACUUACAACAGCCUUGCUGGAGGUCUUCAAUAUGUUUUUUUUAUCAUGAUCAUGAACUUUGUAAAAAAAAAAUUUGAAAUAUGUAAAAUGUGUGUUUUACACAUUGUCUUCUGUUUUAUUGGUUUGUUAACUAAAUUUAUAUUUUAUGGUAUGUUGCCAUGGUAAUGGGACCAUUGUUUACAUUGUAUACUUCCAUUGUUGUUGAAAAAGCAUUAGAAUAUAUGAAUAUUUAUAUUUAUACUCCUGCAAACAAAGUUUGAAGUCUGCAUUGGGUUGGUCUGUUGGGCGGAUAGUCAGUUGGCUAAAUGCUGUAUAGCGAUAUUCUCCAACAGUUUAAGAGAUAAUACUCUGAUACUAUGUACUCAUUCCCACCUUGAUGGGUAAUAUUGCCUGAAGUAUUUUUAUUGGCCUGUGGCCACCACGUCUUACAUGUACAGUAACAUGCCCUAGAGUAGGAUUUUUACACUUUUGGCUACUUGAAUAUUGAGGUUUGUGGAGCGAACAACUCCCACAGUUUUAGAGGUAUUUCUAUUGCCCAAAUUUCUGGAAACUUCAUAAGUCCCUUUAAACAGAAUUAAACUAAGCUGACUAUUUGUUGUUUUUCAAUAAUUUGCGAAAUAUUUUCUUGUUAAAAGUUUUUAAUACUUUAGACAGGAAUGAUCUUUAUGAUAGCACGGACUCGUAAUAGGUACGUGAUGAUAAUAUUAAUGUUCAAAACAUAAACUUAUGUGCCACCCCUGUCAAAGAUAUAGACCUAUACCAUGUUUGAGAGUUACAUUAACUCCCAUAUUGGAAUGGUAACAGUAGGCGGGGCUAAACAGUUCAUUAUCUAAUACAUGGAUCAAUAACAAUGAUAUUCACUUAUGUAGUAUCUUAGUUAUUGAAUGUUGCCUUGACAACAUGGUACCCACUUACCUCGUAUUUUGAGUACUAUUGAAAUUAUUUCAAUAGUAAUACACAGUUGUGGAUGCCAGAACUAUAACUUAGUAUAGUUUUACAUAACAUAGGAACCUUUUACACAUGUAUACAGGCUGAACAUUACUUUCUCAUUAAACAAAAGUGCGAAGUUCAUUUAUCUCUGUUUAAUUACAGAGUGAUGUUGUUAUUUAGGUAUCGUUAUUUAGUGUGUUGUGAGAGUCAUGUAUGAUGUCUGAUCUGAGACCUUACUCCGAUCCUUUCUAUGAAAUGGUGUUCUAUCUUGGUAUAUAGAGAAUUUUACUAUCAAGAUAUUUUUGAAAUAGUCAUUUCUCCAAGAGCUAUUCUGUAUAUCUUGUUGAGAGAAUUUAUCUCUCAAGAUAUUACUUUCAAAAUAGUAAGAGCUACCUGCACUUCAGUUUAAGCUUUAUUAAGGAGUCUAAUACCGUUGAUGCACGUUCUUUUGUCAUAAAGUAACUGAUAAAGUAUGUCAAUGGAAGAAAACAAGUAAAAUAAAUUACAUUCUUAAGCUUUCACUGUGUAGAAAAAUUGACAAAUUGACGCAUGCAAAUCAAAAAGUUCUGUUUGAAUUACUUACCAACGGUUAAGUUUAUAAUUUUUAAAUGUUUUUUUAGUUUGUAAUAUGACAGAUGACAUAGAUUGUAUUAAUAUACAUGGAAUAAAUUGUUUCAGUUUCAGUUUUUCACUACAUACUUGACAAAGUAUUUAGAUUUUACCCACUUUUUAUCACUGUUUUUUGCUUGUGUAUUUGUCUAUCUUAGUAUAUUAUGUAUAGUAAAAACGGUAAAGAAGUGAAGCUGUAGAUUAUACCACAUUUUAAUGUUUUAGUGUAUUAUCGUCUUGCUUGGUCAAAGGGUACAUCUGAAUGUAGAUAUUUUGUGUUGUGGACGUGUUGCUAAUGUUGAAUGUUGCCAUGGAGGUCUUCGUCAUUCCAAACAUACAUUUUCAGAUCACGUUGUAUUAACAUGUUAUGUAUACAUUAAUUAAGGUACUCAGCAUGACAUGGUCUCGCAGUAUUCAAGUUCAGGUAAGCCAUCCAUCAGAUAAAAAGAAAUGAUAUAAAUUAGGCUAGGUAUGUAGGAAUUACUCUUUUUUUCUCUUUUUCAUUUGUGAGAACCAGGUUUUUGUACCUAACUGACCUAUAUCAGGGUAUUAAUACCACUAUUGUAGAAAAUUUUAGAAAAAAAUAAUCCAAAAUUUAAGAUAUUCACUCAGAAAAUGCUCAUUAUAAGGAAUUUAUCCAAAAAAACAACAUUAUCGUCAAAUAAAUGUAGACUUGGGAGGAAGAUAUAGGGUUGGUGGCGAUUGUGGAAACAAACAUUAUUAAAAUAAAUUAAGCCUCAAAAGGAAGCAAAGACUUGUUUAUAAAUUAACAUCGAGAUAACUUCUUUUUAAAUUUAUAUUGAUGAACCAUUAUAUUAUUUUUGAUGGAUUGCAUUUUUGAAUAUCACCAUAAUAAUGCUAAAUGAUAAAGUAUAAUAAAAGGAGAUAUCAUAAGAAAACAUUAAAAUGAGACAACAAAGCAAUUCUAUUAAUUAGUUUCUGAAAUAUUAUAAUGUUUACACAAAUGUUUAUACAAAAAGUUUUCGAUGAAAACAUAAAAUUUCUUAAACUUAACAUUUCGUAAGUUUAAACUAGAUGUAGCCUUUUGUUGCAUUUAUGUUGGAUGGAUUACCUUAAUGAACUUUGUAUGUAACUACUUGCGGUUUACUAAAUCUAUAUUAUACGUUUUGAAACAGAUUAUAAGGUAACAUGUGCCAAACAUCACAGAUAUACUUGUAUGCAUCAUACUAUUGCUUCAAGAAAUCACUGAAUUCAAACAUUGCGGAAUGUUGUUACAAUUUAUAAUAUUCAGCAAUCUACACUUUUCCAAAAAAGUUCAACCUUAUGUCAUGGACAAAGGUUGACCGGCUUAGUGUUUGAGAUUAUAUUUUGUCUAUUUGCCCAGCCACUGUUUAAACCUACUGAUUCACAUGAUUUAAAUCAACAAUAAUCAAAAUAAAUGUAUGGCAGAUUUGAGGAAUAAUAGCAUCCCAUUGGACAAAAUAUAAUUUCAAACACUAAUUGUUUGUUGUUACUUAAACAUCAGUUAUAAAUAGAUAUUAUAUGCUGUGCGAUGUCAAACUUACGAUAUUUACUCAAUGUGCUUUUUCAGAGAGGUGCUUUUAUAUGAUGUUUUAGAUAUUUGUAGAAGUAUUUUAUGGAUUAAAAUUAACUCACAGAAUUGUUGUUUGAGAUUUUUCAGAAAUUACCAUAUUCAAUUAUUGGUAUUUAUAGUCUAGUCAUAUAGUUUACUGUCUGUAUUGUUUGAUUGUUGGAUAUGGUGUUAUGUACAUAUUUACAUGUUUUAAUAUUUAAAAAAGAUUGUAAAACAGAAAAGCAAAGUUAUUUAGUAGAAAUGUUACAGUUUCAAUAACAUGUUUAAAAUAUAUAAGUCUGGUGAAGUGUGUUUUUUACAGAGUUUUAAAAUUUAUCCUAGCUCUGUUUACUGUAUUGAUUGAUAUUUUUAGCAUUUAAAACAUUCUGGUCCGUUUCCUUGGAUACGUCUUGUGUUUGUCAGUAACUAAUUUGGUAUUGAAUAAAACAUCAAAAUAUU
This is a messenger RNA of Mya arenaria, 9305 nucleotides long. RefSeq lists its product as uncharacterized. Gene Ontology annotation, cellular component: nucleus; cytoplasm. The transcript has 16 exons. Gene Ontology annotation, molecular function: RNA binding; pseudouridine synthase activity. Bases 251 to 4501 code for a protein of 1416 amino acids. Gene Ontology annotation, biological process: mRNA pseudouridine synthesis; tRNA pseudouridine synthesis. Lineage: Eukaryota; Metazoa; Mollusca; Bivalvia; Myida; Myidae. The record is from RefSeq and is a predicted model, not a curated record.